AGCAAAUUAAAAGUCAAAUUAACAUCAACAAGUUACAAUUAGAAUAGAAAAAAAAAAUUAAAAUUUCCUCAAAUAAAACAACAAAUUCCACUGCCCUCUAGCGGAAAAGAAUAUAAACUCUCAGUCAUAUGUUUUCUUUGGAAUUUUUUUUCUCAGUUGUUACCAAAUUAAUUCUGUUCUUGUUAAUUAAUUUUCUCAACAUGGAAUCAAAAAUUAUCAGUGAAAGUGUUGCUGUUGUUGAAAGUGAACCUUAUGUUGGUUUAUCGGCUCGAGAAGAAGCUGAUCUGGAACGACUUUUAUCCGAUAAAGGAUUGACAAUCGAAAAUGCUAAAGCUUUAACUGAACAAUUAUCUAAAGAAGUAUCUGCAUUAGAUUAUGUUAACAUUCAAGAUAUUAUGGCUUCGGAACAGAGAGUUGAAGCAGUUAUAUUGGAUCUUGAAUCUGCCAUUGAUGAGACAAAACAUUUAGAGGAAAAGAUUGACCAUUAUCAAAGUUAUUUGAAAAAUGUUCGUGAUAUCGUUUUACAAGUGCAAGAGAAAGAGACACUUUUUCAAAUUGAGAAUGAAAAUCGACGUAAAUUACUUGCUGAACUUGAAUCAUUAAUAUCAGCCUUACAAUUUCCAUUGGACCAAGAAAAAUAUCUACAAGAAGGUGACAUCUCUACCGAAAAGGGUAUUAGAGCCGCUCUUUCAGCUGCCAACAGUUUAUCCGAAUGUCUAAAUGCCAAUAUACAUCCAGCUCUAAAUUAUUUGGCCGCUGUUUCCGAGCAAAAGCAUAAACUUGAAGGUAUUCAGGGUAAAUUUGCUAAAAGACUUUCAUCUCAUAUCAACAAUGUUUACAAUUACGCCCUUAAAGAAUAUGGUGAUAAUUUAUUGAAUGGAAUCAGUCCUCGAGAUUUAUCAUUACCCUCUCAUCAAGUAAUCCACAGUAUCUUAUCUCCAUUUAGUCCACUAUCUAAAUGGCUUAAAUUAAAUUGCCGACAAAUUUACAGUGAUCUGGUUAACUCUUAUAUUGGUGUUAUUCGGUCAACUUAUGAGAAGGAGAUUUUCUGUUAUUUUGAUGCAGUUCGGGAAAAGUUAACCGGUGGUCGAAGUACAUUAUCAAGCAAUGAUUCCAAUGAAGGUAAAAGGAAACACUUUAAUGUUGUCGGUUUUGAUAAUACUCGAUUAAGUUCCAGUUAUGCAUCAGCCAAUUUACAGGAUGUAGCCGAUUCGAUUUCUCGAAGUUCAGAGUUAAGUUUCACCGAAUGGGAAGAGUUUGAUUCCUGUUUUGAGAAAAUGUUAAACGCCAUCGAUCCCUUUUGCUUAGCCGAGCAAACAUUUUGUAUCAACUUUUUUGACAUCGAUUCCAAUGUACCAUUUACCGGUCAUCAUAGACGCAAUUCCUCUUGGUCAUCCCAAAGUCAAUCUAUUUCGGUUAGUCCAUCACCUUCAAAUCCUAGUCAAAGUAGCGCUGAAAAUAUUGAACCAAAAAAAUCUGAAACAUUGAGACAAUUGAUGGCGGAAAUAUUUUCAAUCUUAGAACCGGAAUUUGUAAAAUUUGUCUCUUUUUACGAUCGACUUGAUGGCCUUUACUCGAUGUACCUUUUAGCCCGUUUAACACAACACGUUCUCUCCACCCAAGAUACUGGUAGUUUUCUCGCAAAAACCUAUGGAACCAUUUUGAUUCAAGUUAAACGAAAUUUCGAUAAAUUUAUGCAAGCCCAAAAAUCGGCCAUUGAAGACGCUAAAAUACCGAAAAAAGCCAAAUGCGGGGUAUUGACAUUUCUCAAAGGAUUUGAACAGUUUGCCAAACAAGCGGAAUCAGUAUUCAAAGGAGUAUCCGCUCGACGAACUGACAUUGACCGUUGGUAUGUCACCUUAAUUCAAACAAUGUUCGAAGCCAUUGAUAAACUUUCCAUGGAACAUCAUAAAACACCAAGUGAGAUAAUUCGACUUGAAAAUUAUCAUUAUCUUCAUGAUGUUCUCCGUACCCUUAAGAUACAAUGUCUUGAAGGUGAACAAAAAGAGGCCAAACAAAGGUACAACGAAGCGCUUAAAGAUUAUGUUUCCCGUUAUUUUGGUCGACCUCUGGAAAAGUUGAACUCUUUCUUUGAAGGUGUUCAAAUUAAAGUUAAUCAAGGAGUUAAAGCGGAAGAGGUUGGCUAUCAAUUAGCUUAUAGUAAACAAGAAUUACGAAAAGUGAUUAAAGAUUGUAGUUUAAAGGAGGUUCGUAAAGGAUUAGAGGAAAUGUACAAGAAAGUUGAGAAACAUGUAUGUGAACCAGAUUCAACAUUAAUCCAGGUAAUUUGGAGAUCAAUGCAAGAGGAAUUUAUUUCACAAUAUAAAUCAUUACAAGAAAUGAUUGAGAAAUGUUAUCCCGAUGCUAAUAUAACAUUAUCUUUCACAAUUGAUGAUAUUCUUCAAGUAUUUUCAGAUAUCGCUCAAUCUCAUUAACAUGACAAUUUUUCAAUUGUUCCAAACAACAAACAAACAACAAACAAACAACAACAAUCAAUCAAUCCAUCAAUCAAUUUAAAGAGUAACAAAACUUAUCAUUACUCUUUAAAUCAAUAUUCUUAUCAAAUUCCCUAUCAAUCUCUUUCUCUGUCUCUUGCUGUUAUACUAUUUAAAUUAACCUUCAGAAUUUAUUAUUAUCUAGAUUAUUGCGACGAAAAAAAAGAAGAGAGAAAGAUAAUUGACAACAAUUAACUUUAAAUUACAAUAAAGUUAAAAAUGAUUGUACGAAAAUAA
Molecule: messenger RNA, 2732 nt
Organism: Panonychus citri (citrus red mite)
Lineage: Eukaryota; Metazoa; Arthropoda; Arachnida; Trombidiformes; Tetranychidae
Gene: Sec3
Product: exocyst complex component 1-like
Exons: 3
Coding region: 129-2435 (768 amino acids)
Biological process (GO): exocytosis; Golgi to plasma membrane transport
Cellular component (GO): exocyst; plasma membrane
Molecular function (GO): phosphatidylinositol-4,5-bisphosphate binding
Source: RefSeq, a predicted model, not a curated record